Bradysia coprophila is the source of this 1747-nucleotide messenger RNA. Its product is annotated as armadillo repeat-containing protein 6 homolog. The record is from RefSeq and is a predicted model, not a curated record. Gene Ontology annotation, molecular function: protein binding. Gene Ontology annotation, biological process: hematopoietic progenitor cell differentiation. NCBI's taxonomy places the organism in Eukaryota, Metazoa, Arthropoda, Insecta, Diptera, Sciaridae.
ACAACAAAAACAGAGGUCUUCGUUUUCAACAUUUCAACCAUUCUUUGUUUGAUGUGUCGAUGAUUUUGUCUGGUGGUAGUGAAGACGGUUUUUUUUUUAAAGAACACUUUAACUCCUGAUGUACCAUCUGUUGCUAGUCAAACGAAUAUAAAAGCUGUGUGAAACAAAGAUUUGUUGGGAUUUGUUUUAAUGAGUGCAUUGGGCUAAGUGACGAAAAGACACGUCAACACCAUGGCGAAAGUAAUAUCACAGGAGACUUUCGACGAUGUCGUGAAGGAAAAUAUUGUCGAAUUUUCAAUGGGUGCAGAUGAGGCCAAAGACGAAACGGUCAAACAAUUCGAAGCGCAGGGAAUCAAUUUAGCCAACAUCAUCAAAGACUUGUCGCUGAACGAAGUAACCGGCCAACCGCUGUUGAACGAAGCUAUUGACUGCUUAAAGGAACAUGUUUCCGGUGCGAACCGCUUAACCGAUGACUCAUUGAUUGCCAAAUUAGAUGUUUUGUUUACGGAAUGCUCGAAAUCGGUUCCACAUCGAGUGUUAGCAUCUACAAACGGAGUUUGUGAGGUCCUCCAAUCAAUCAUCAACGAUUCGUUGAAAGCCGAUCCGGUUCCAUUACCGGUCGUCCUCAAAUCUCUGAAAGCCUUCAAUUCAGUGGUCAACAAGCAGCCGGACGUUUUUGAUCCCGAAACAUUGCUAAUUGUGAUCAAAAUUUUGGAGAGCCAGACUGAUGCUUUGAUUAGAUGCAGCGCAUUACGUUUACUCGCCAAGGCGUGUGUGAUGCAUGAAAUCAAUCGCCAGAAUAUUGUCAACGCCGAUAUCGUCAAGUAUUUGAAACCUUUACUGGCUGAGGAAAGUAGUGAGAUCAUUACAGAUGUUUGUACUGUCUUCCGGUAUUUGAUAUUAGACGACGAUAUUCGUGUAGAAUUCGGGAAGGCUCAUGAACAUGCCAGAACAAUUGCUGCGGAAGUAUUGGUGGAUAUAACGAACUUGUUGACAAGAUUCAAAUCGGAUCCGACCAUUUCAUGUGAUCUCAUUUUGACCAUAGCUGCACUGACUGUACGCAAUGAAUUCUGUACGGUCGUUGAAGAUGCUGGUGGACUGAAUUUUAUCAUUGAUGCUAUGAAUACUUAUCCGGACGACCUCAAAUUGGUACGGGAAAGUUUUAAGUUGCUUCGAGCGUUGGCAGGAAAUGAUAAAGUCAAAUUGAGUAUAAUACAACUCGGAUCAGCGCCAAUUAUCAACGACGUGCUCAACAGGCAUAAGGAAAAUGAAACGAUUGCGAAGGUUGCACUGAUGUGCCUAUCCACACUUACAUUGCGCUCAACCGAAAACAGUAAGAUGCUAUACGAUGUCGGCAUUGCCGAAACGAUUGUCGAAACUAUGAAACUGCAUCCGACCAGCAAGGCUGUUCAGCGAAACGGUGCUUGGGCAAUCCGUAACAUGGUAUCCCGAUCUCGUUACCAAUGCGAAACGUUCAUCAAUUACGGCGUGGAAGAUGUUCUGAACGAGGCCUUAACAGCGCAUCCAGCGGUUGCUCAUGACAUCAAAUCAGCAUUGAGAGAUUUAGGCUGUAAGUUGGUGUUGAAGGAAGAAUGGACAAAUACUUCGUCGUAUAAGAUCGCUCGAGAUUAAUUCGUGGGCCAGACCGAUUUACCAACUGAUCGACUCGUCGCAGAGAGUAUAAAAAUUGUGAUGUUUAACACGGCCUUAACAAUAACUAUGGCUCAGCUACUCACUCCGAAUCUAA